CGAGCAGAACGGAGCUCCACUGGGAACCGAGUGUUUAGAGCCCAGAACUCAGCGAAGCUGCAUCUUGCGUUUUUGGUGUGCCAAGUGCCCAGUCGAAAAGCCCGCCUUAAAGUAUUCCAAAUCCACCGGGAACUCCAGCGAAAGUUCUAGAACUCUAGUGAAAGUGCCAAACGAAGCUUUGCAGUGAACGUCAUCGAAGAAACCAAAGAUAUGCAGAAAAUGAACUUACAUGUGUGCGCCUUAGCGCUGCUGCUGUUCGGCAGCAUCGCCACUGUCCGCGGAAGAGCCGUGGACCUGAUAGACGAUAGCAACGAUGUGGACAACUCCAUCGAGACGGAGGAGAGGCCGCGCAACCGGGCCUUCGAAGCCGACUGGCUCAGGUUCACCCAGACGCCGCCGACGAAGGUGCAACAGGUGGACGGAGCCCCAGUGGAGAUCGUCUGCGAGAUGAUGGGCUCCCAGAUACCCAGCAUCCAGUGGGUGGUGGGCCACCUCCCCCGCUCCGAGAUCGACGACCUGGACUCCAACCAGGUGGUUGAGGAUGCCCCCAGCGCCAUCGUCCGCGUCCGCUCCUCGCACAUCAUCGAUCACGUGCUGAGCGAGGCGCGCACCUACACGUGCAUCGGACGCACUGGCGCCAAGACCAUCUAUGCCAGCACUGUGGUGCAUCCGGUGCGCUCCUCGCAGUUCGCCCCCAAGAAGAACUACCUGGGGCCCCAGAAGCCGCGCAUCGUCUAUUCGGAGAAGACGCACCUCGACCUGAUGGGCUCCAACAUCCAGCUGCCCUGUCGGGUGCAUGCCCGUCCCAAGGCCAAGGUCACCUGGCUGAACAACGAGAACAAGAAGGUCCUGCCGGGCCAUCGCCACCGGGUCCUGCCCAACGGCGAUCUCCUGAUCGCCGAGGUCAAGUGGGAGGACAUGGGCAACUACAAGUGCAUAGCCAGCAACGAAGUGGGAGAGGACACCGCCGACACCUUCGUGUAUCCCGUACUUAAGGAGGAUGACUAAACCACCCACCACCACCAAAAAAUGAAACAAAGGCUAUUGGAUUGACGUUGGGAAUUCAUCUAGUUAGUUAGAUAGAUCAAAUGCCUUCGAAGAUGCGUGAAAAAAGAAAAAAGAAAUAUUAGAAAAAAAAAAUACACAAAAAAAAAACAUAAAAAACAAUAUGGAGAGAAAGGUCAUACGAUUUACAUUUAUGUACAACUUAGGCUAAGCAGAAACUAGCUCGUAAUCCAGGUAAUUAACCGUAUCUAAUGCCGGCUUAGACACUAAUUUUCUAACCACAUACCCUCGAAUAGCAGUCACACGUAUCGCAUUCGAAUUAUAGUAUCUGCAUUAUGGUUUUCUUCAAUUAUAGUUUUAGUUAUCGGCUUGUAAUCACGCGUCUUUUGUUUUUUGUAAGUAGCAAUGAUUGUUCCUAGCGAUUCAGGCGAGCUCUAGUUAACGUAUUUAAACUAAUUGGCCGUUUACUUAAGGGUGCCACACAACCCACAGACCGCACACACCAAUCAAUCAAUCAAUCAAUAAGUCAAUCACCCAAUUCGUAUUUAUGUGCACCCAUCAUUUCUGCAAUUAAUUUAUUGAUCGACCAAAUUCAUCCAGCAUCCAGCAAUUCAUACAGAACAACGGAAUAGUAUUCACGGAAUCAAUCAGUUUCAUAAGCUACCCAAUUAUGUUUUAAUUUAUAAGGUAAUAGAACUGAAAUAUGGUUUUCUAAUUGUUUAGUUUAUAAUCAACUUCAAGCGAUUGUUUUUGAAUAAAUACACCAAAAAUUGA
Molecule: messenger RNA, 1779 nt
Organism: Drosophila ficusphila
Lineage: Eukaryota; Metazoa; Arthropoda; Insecta; Diptera; Drosophilidae
Gene: ImpL2
Product: neural/ectodermal development factor IMP-L2
Exons: 3
Coding region: 211-1008 (265 amino acids)
Source: RefSeq, a predicted model, not a curated record